AUGGCCAUUGGAGGAAUUCAGAUGGGCCUUCGGGCCUGGCAGUUCAUAUGGACUCUGCUGGUCAUGGCCCUCAUCGGUAACAUGAUCAACCAGGCCUUCGCCGGCAACCCUGCGACGGUGAACUACGCCAUGUUCACCUCUGCAUUCUCCAUGUUCACCCUCUUCUACCUCGUUCCGGCAUCCUUUAACACAGACUGGUCGGGCCACCCCAUCCUCCUUAUCGUCCUGGACACCCUCAACGCCAUUUUCUUCCUUACCUCUGGUAUCGCCUUGGCUGCCAGAUUGGAGUGCCACGACUGCUCCAACGAUGAAUACACCCUCAACAACGAAGUUACCAACGGCGCCGAAGGCCGCACGAAGCGUUGCCGCGAGGCGCAGGCUUCCGUGGCAUUUCUCUGGUUUGCCUGGGCUGGGUACACCGCGUCCAUGGUCCUUUCUUUCAUCCAGUGGCGCCAGUCUGGUGGUUCUCGCCAGCGUCCCCGUACUGGUCCUUCUCGUCCCAGCCGUCCUAGCAUGGCUCAGGUUUAG
Aspergillus ruber CBS 135680 is the source of this 528-nucleotide messenger RNA. Its product is annotated as MARVEL domain-containing protein. Gene Ontology annotation, biological process: eisosome assembly; protein localization to plasma membrane. NCBI's taxonomy places the organism in Eukaryota, Fungi, Ascomycota, Eurotiomycetes, Eurotiales, Aspergillaceae. Gene Ontology annotation, cellular component: plasma membrane; eisosome. The coding region runs from base 1 to 528 and encodes 175 amino acids. The record is from RefSeq and is a predicted model, not a curated record. The transcript is spliced from 3 exons.